UCAGUCAGUAAUUGUGAAUUGAUUGGUAAAUUGUAUAGCACAGAGCCAAAAUGAUCUCCACUUUUCUUUUCAUCUGUGGCAUCUGGACUGUUGUGGCAGGUACGGCUCAGGUGAUACACAAGUCAGUUCAAGCAGCUAUAGCUGGAGAAAAUGUGACAUUGUACUGUCAGUUGGCAGAAAGCUAUGAUGUUGUUCAGGUUACCUGGCAGAAGGAGCAUGAGAAAGACAAGACCAAUAUAGCUACUUACAGCACAACUCAUGGUCCUAAAGUCCUGGGCAAAUAUCAGAAUCAUGUGCACAUUUCUCAAAGUGGGAUGAGUGUUUCUACCAUCACUUUCCAUGCUCUUACAAUAAAGGAUGAAGGUUGUUACAGCUGCAUCUUUAACACAUUUCCCUUGGGAUCCAUACCAGGCAGGACAUGUCUCAAGGUCUAUGCUCUAAAGAAGCCCCAGGUUGAUGUGAAACAUAUUAGUCCAGACAGCACAGGAAAGGAAAUGCUAAAAAUUAGCUGCUCAGUAACAGGGAGACCAGCUGCAGUGAUCACCUGGAAGGUCCCAGAAUACCUUCAGAUAAAGCCAAUCCAAUAUGUCACUUACCACUCAAACCAAACAGUGACUGUUGUGAGCAAUUUUACUUACGUGUCCUCCAAAGAUCUCUGGAAGAACUCAAUCAGCUGUGUAAUCCAACACCCAUCUUUAAACACUACACAAGAAUUAACAUUGCCUGAGAAUGUGGUAGAACAAGAUUUUCGUAAUGACAGUACAGCAGAAUCCGCAUUAAGAAAAGGCCAGGCUGAAAGAGGAAAGGAAGUGCUGCCUGAGAGCCCUCGUCCCAUCAGCUAUUGUGGGAGGAGCACAGUGAAGAUUUUUAUUUCUCUAGAAAGCCAGACGCUCUGUAGUGUUUUCCCUUCCAAUUCAUGGGUUUUUGUUGGUCCUUCAUUAUUUAGCUGGAAACAGCAGCUGCUCUCAGACGCACUCUCCUUCCCUCAUCACAGUACCAUGUAUCUUACGGUAAAGGAGGGUCUUUGUUUUCAAUGGACUUUCCAGGGCUUGACCCUGGCCAUCAUCUCUAUAAUGCUUUGCAGGAUACACGGUGCCAUUGUGACAGAGGAUAAAGAAGUAGAGCUGGGUGGCAAUGUGACCUUGAGAUGUAUCCUAACAGGGUCUCUUGAACUAGUUCAUGCUUCAUGGAAGAAACAAACUAAUGGGAGCUCUGUAAAUAUUGCAGCGUUGAGUAAGAAUAAUACACAUACAAAUGAGUAUAUUGCCAAGGAAUAUGGAAGUCGACUCAGCUUCAUGAGUUCAGCGCUCAAUGAUACUGCCAUCACCUUUUGGAAUGCUAGCAUCUCAGAAAGUAGCUGCUAUGAAUGUGUAUUUAAUAUAUUUCCCACAGGACCCAUCUCAAACAAAACCUGUCUUCUUGUAUAUGAUUUCCAUGCAUUUCUACACCAUCACAUUACUGAUGGACUCCUGAAUGCCACAUGCACAGCAACUGGUUUCCCGCCUCCUGUAAUCUCUUGGGUUGGACCAGCAGAUGAAAAGAAUGAAAGGAAGCUAGAAAAUUCCAAUGGCACAGUGUCGAUCAUCAGUAACAUACUCAUAAAUACCUCAAGUGGCCAUUAUGGCCAAGAACUGAUCUGCCGAGUCAAAUACAGAAAGCGAGAUAUAGAUUACAAAGUGCCCAGGGCAGAAAAAGGUCACUGGAAUACAGUUCCUGUGUUGCUAACUAUAUUAGCCGUAAUCUUUGUGGUGUUAAUAAUAGCAGUUGCAUGCUGGAAACAACACAAGAAAAAACACAGUGGAUUCUAAAGGAGUCAAACAACAGCUAGUAUAGUGUUUCAUGGAAAAGAGAAAUAAGGUGGCAUUCACAUCUACCUAAGUGGCAUGCCAUGAGUACAACAUCAGCAUAAAGAAGCAUCUGAUUCAUUCUGGGAUCCAUCACAGUCAGUCUUGCCUCUUUUCCCAUUUGUCACUUAAAGGAUCAAAGACCUGC
This is a messenger RNA of Heteronotia binoei (common prickly gecko), 1992 nucleotides long. RefSeq names its product CD200 molecule (gene CD200). Lineage: Eukaryota; Metazoa; Chordata; Lepidosauria; Squamata; Gekkonidae. The coding region runs from base 51 to 1808 and encodes 585 amino acids. Gene Ontology annotation, molecular function: cell-cell adhesion mediator activity. The record is from RefSeq and is a predicted model, not a curated record. The transcript is spliced from 10 exons.